Messenger RNA from Hydatigera taeniaeformis, 396 nucleotides. Lineage: Eukaryota; Metazoa; Platyhelminthes; Cestoda; Cyclophyllidea; Taeniidae. The record is from the annotation of a GenBank genome assembly.
AUGGCUGGUGUCAUUUUCAUACCGUCAUCGUGUCCUUCAAUCAGGGCCGAUAAAACUGGACAAAUGAGCACACAAUGCAACUCGCGUUUUUCUGCCUCUUUGAAGGGUCUACACAACCUCCCGAUUGACUCCGGUAAUGGUGGAAGUCUGGCGGUGGAGCAACAAGGCGAAGAGGUCUUUCAAGAGACUUCAGCUACUUUGCCGCCUCGCGUGAAUCCUACACCAGAGCGGCGUAAAGUUAACUUGUAUAGCCUGCGUAAUUGUGGAGUUGUGGCUGUGCAGCUUCUAGGUAGCCACUGGUCUGCUGCACAGCACUCUUCUCUCCAACUCCUUCAUGCAAUUAAAUGCAAGCUGUGUGUGGGUGUUGGUGUGGGAGCUGAGAAUGAAGCUGAUUGA